Messenger RNA from Myotis davidii, 1658 nucleotides. Its product is annotated as formimidoyltransferase-cyclodeaminase. Bases 296 to 1282 code for a protein of 328 amino acids. The transcript has 6 exons. Gene Ontology annotation, molecular function: folic acid binding; transferase activity. NCBI's taxonomy places the organism in Eukaryota, Metazoa, Chordata, Mammalia, Chiroptera, Vespertilionidae. The record is from RefSeq and is a predicted model, not a curated record.
GGAUCCCGCGGCCCUCCUAGCAAGGCAGUCAUUUCCCGGAGGGAACUGUGCAGACUCCCCACGGAGCGGGAGCGGGAGCGGCCGGCGGGCAGUGCCAACAGGGACGUCCAGCUCUCCGGCCGCGGGCGCGCGGGCGAGGCCGGGCCAGGGUCACGGUCACGGCCCUGGAGGGAACGCAGGCAGGAGCGCGCCGGGGCGGGAGGCGGGGCUGGCGGCGGAAGCAGCGGCCACGCGUAGCGACUGCGGGGAUUAAGGCUCCGUGCCGCCCUACCCUCCGCGCGCAGGAAAAACCAGCAUGCCUUCCUCCAGAUUGGGGCUCCGUUUGGCUGCCUGUUUACUAAACAUCUCAGAAGCCAGGAGGAAGCACGUCGUUGAGAACAUCGCAAAAGCAGCUCUUCUUGGGGAAAAUGGGAAGAAACGUCCUGAAGUAUCAGUGCUCAAUAUAUUUUCUGAUCAAGACUACAACAGAUCAGUCAUUACCAUAGCAGCUUCUGUUGAUGAAUUAAACCAUGCUGUCCUGGCUGCCUGCGUGGAGGCCUUCCGGUCUAUUGACAUGGAGGCUCAAGAGGGGAUCCACCCCUGUUUGGGAGCCGUGGACCUGAUCCCCAUUUACCCGCUCGCUGGCGUGGGAGUGGAAGAGUGUGGAGCUGUGGCCAGAAGCCUGGCCGAGACCCUCGUCCUGCGCGUCCCAGGCAGCAGCGUGUUUCUCUUCGGCGAGGCCGAUCUGCCCAAGAAGCGCCCCCUGGUCCAGAGAAGGAAGCAGCUGGGCUGGUUCGCAAGGAGGGAUCUCAGUGCCCUGGAACCCGACCUGGGAGCUGCACCUGCCCGAAGAUGUGGCUUAACAGGCGUCGGCGCCAGCCCGUAUGUGAUGAACUGCAAUGUGACCAUAGACUCCCAAGACUUGGCCUUGGGAAAGGAGAUUGCUGGUGCCAUUCGGGGCUCAAAUGCAAAUGGACUGAAGGGCGUCCAAGCGAUGGCCUUUCCCCAUGAAGGGAAAGUCGAGAUAGCUUGCAACGUGGAGAGUUUUGAAGACCAAGAAGCUGCAGAAACCUCAGAAGAGUCCCAAUAUAUGGCUUAUAGUGUCCUUGGGGACCAUUUUUCUUACGUAUCUCCUCAUUACAUAGAAGCGCAAGUUAAAAAGCUGGCGGGUGAUCGGGGAAUUGGUACUAUAGGGAGAGCAUUAAUUGGAUUUACACCCCAAGAGUGCAAGACCUGUGCUGAAUAUGCUAUAAAAGAAAAUAUCGGGGAAUUCUGGAAGAUACGGGGAGGUAUUUUCAUGUGAUCCAGUUUAAGAAUUCAUGGAAAUUUUAAGGAAAAAUGUCAAUCAUUACAAAGUUUUGUCUGGCCAGUGAAGAUGAGGGAAAGAUACAGGCAUUCUUUGCUCAACAGCCAGUCUUUAUGGAUUGUUCCUCAUUGCCCCGUGAUAGUUCUAGUCCUCGUUGAAACUUCACAAGAACCUCUCUGCACCUCGUUUAUGCACUUUGUGCAUUAGAAGACCCCCCGAAUCAACUGAGUGGAAUGGGCAUGGCUGCCAAACCAUGUCAAUAGGUUUAAUUGUUGAGAACAAAACCAAAGAUGGAUUUGAUUUCCUUGGUUUUCCCUAACUCAUUAUUUCCAAGGUCUGUAUUCAACUUCCAUUUUUCAAAUGAUCUUUUUUU